GGCUGCCAGGUGAAGCAUGUGGCGAGGAUGAACCUGAUACCUUCAACCUGACCGAUGCGUACAGGAGAGCAGCCCCUCAGCUGUUAAACGAGCUGGCUCUAACACUCUCACAACAUAAAUCGACUGAGGAUGGCCGGAUUCCUCCUGGGAUUAUGAACAUUCUGAAUUACUCCUGGCAGGAUUUGGCUGCAGGGGCGGUGCGCCUGAAAAGUCUGGAACACAAUGUCAAACGGCCAAACGAGUCCCUGAAACCGGAUGAGGCCCCACGUCUAUUGUCCGCCAAUGACAAGAGAGACAGAGAAGUCCCACUCGUGAUCUCAAAUCCACACAUGAAAAAGCGAAAAUGUAACUCCAGUAAAGCAGCUCAGACCUCUAAAACUCUCAGAUUCUCCCUGCUUGUGCCAUCUGACAGCUAUAAAGAGCAAGGUUGGAUUGUUCAUCAGCUUCAUGAACAUGAAGAGUCCUUCCUUAUUGAGCGUAUCCAAUUGUGUCAGUGGGUUCUGGAGCGACUGCAGAUGGUCAAAAAUUCUGGAAGCUCACAGGGCCUGAAGAAGCCACUGAUACUUCGUCACUAUGGUGAUUCUCAGACGUCGCUGAAGGCUCAUACAGCUGCUGUCCUGGUCAACAGGAUACCCUGGAUCCCAGAAGUGAAGCAGCCAGCACCAGCCCAACUGAAACUACAUUACAGAAGCAACGAUGGCUCUUCCUUCAUAUACUACCCCACUGGCCGUAUGGCAGUGUGCCAGAGCCGCUCAGGUCUGUCUUACAGAGGAUUCUACACCAAUGUGUUCAGUGACAGUGGGUGUCCCAUUAUUCUGGCCACUAUCACAGCAUCUGGACGUGGCACUGUGACACACCCACUCAGCUCCACCAUUACUGCAGCAUGGGACCAAGAUGGUGGAUUCAUAUGGGACUGUGACAGAAACAUAUCUAAAGAGUGGGUGUGGCAGUCAUACAACACUCUGAAGGAGAGGGUCAUCAUAAAGGUGUCAGAUCUGAUCUCAGUGCAGUUAUUCAGCUGUAAAUGUGCGACUCUCAGCUUCAAAUGCAACAAUGAAAAUGUUCAGCUUCGACUUUCUGCCCUAUCCAACAUCAACUCAUCUAAAGAAUCGCCGUGUUUGCAGACUGAGGAGAAGUUCACCUCUGAUUACGCUCAAGAUCUCCUGCUGGUUGGGAAGGACAAGUCGCCUGUACUGGUUGUGGGGAACAAGAGGAACCUGAUGCCUCUAAAAGGACUGAAACCGGGGGUUCUCCAGAUGGUCCGAGAGGUGCAGGGGCUAGAGGAGCCGUCAGUGCAGUCGAGAAGAGGAGGACAUGUUGGCAGCGAGUUGAGAGGACUUCAGCAGAGAAUACAAAACAUCCUGAGUGAAUGGCUGGACUACUAUCGCAUGGCUCUUGGUAUCAAAUGUCCUGACAUGGAGCAGAUGCCAGGUGCCCCGUUGAGGUCCAGGCUGAGGAGAAAGGUACAGACAGCUGCACUGCCCUCUCUGAACCCACCUGAGCAUGCAGAUGCAAAGCUGGUCUGGCCAGAGGAUGGCAGGAAUGAGUUACAGCAGCUGCACAGACACCUGUCUACACCAGCACAAAGAUCAGCCAGGUCCUCAGUCAGGCAGUCAAGUCCACAUCAAAAGAAAACAAACGAGGAGUGUCAUCUCACACUGACUGGACCCCUUCGCAUUUAUAGCAACAUCAAACUCAAGUAAAAUCAGUGUAAAUACAUGCUGGCAAUUGUCAUGUUUGUGUUGUGGGUUCAUCAUGAACGACACCAUACUUACUUGAAGGGGUAAUUUAAUG
Messenger RNA from Sphaeramia orbicularis (orbiculate cardinalfish), 1794 nucleotides. RefSeq lists its product as uncharacterized. The transcript is spliced from 11 exons. The record is from RefSeq and is a predicted model, not a curated record. Bases 153 to 1703 code for a protein of 516 amino acids. NCBI's taxonomy places the organism in Eukaryota, Metazoa, Chordata, Actinopteri, Kurtiformes, Apogonidae.